Messenger RNA from Poecilia latipinna (sailfin molly), 1900 nucleotides. Its product is annotated as collagen alpha-1(XII) chain-like. The coding region runs from base 390 to 1280 and encodes 296 amino acids. The record is from RefSeq and is a predicted model, not a curated record. NCBI's taxonomy places the organism in Eukaryota, Metazoa, Chordata, Actinopteri, Cyprinodontiformes, Poeciliidae. The transcript has 8 exons.
AUUUCAGCAGAGCAAUCAUGGUUUCAUGAUAUUCUGCUCCUCAGAGCGAGAAAUAGGCUUCAGUAAAAUAACAAGAAACUCCAAAUAUGUUCCUCAUUCUUGCAUUUCUCUGAAAAGUGUGGUAGAUUCUGACAUAUCUCUGUUGCCAAAUAAAGUCCAGUGUGCAAACACGUGUUUUUACGCCACUGCUUCGUCGACGUUCGUCACUACUUGUGGCUCCGUUGUGCAAAAUAGCCUGGAACGUUUUAGGCUGUGCUGUUGCGGGGACAAUUUAGUGUUCAUGAAUCAUCACUUUGUGGGCACCACCAAAAAUAUAGUUGAGCUUACAACAGAGGAAAACAACAGGAAAAGGAAAUAACACGACCAAAAGAGGAGAGAAGAUAAGACUAAUGGACCUACAAACACACUUUUCUCUCCUGAACAUGAAUCAGCUGCUGGUGCUGCUGCUGCUGAGCUCAGGGCUGCAAGGUGGUGAAAUCUACAGCUACACAGGAUCUCAGUGUGAAAUGGCCAAAGCUGACAUUGUGAUGCUAGUGGAUGGCUCUGGGAGCAUUAGCCAGGAUGACUUUGGAAGGAUGAAAUCAUUUUUAUCUGAGAUGGUUCAAAACUUCCCCAUCAGUCCCAACAAAGUCCAAAUAGGUUUGACUCAGUUCAGUAGCAGCCCUAAAGCUGAGUGGCACCUGAACAGCCACAACAACAAACAGUCCCUGCUGCAGGCCAUUGACCAGAUACGACAAGUAGGUGGAGGCACAGGAACAGGACAAGCUCUGGAUUACAUCCGUAACCACAGCUUUAAACCCGGGGUGGGAAUGCGUCCAGACUCAAAAAAAAUUGUUGUUCUGAUCACUGAUGGAGAAGCUCAGGACAAAGUAGGAAUCCCAGCAAAGAAUCUGAAAGACACUGGGGUUGAGGUCUUUGUUAUUGGUGUGGGCGAUGCUUUUAGCAAGUCAAGGACCCUUGAUGAACUGAGGACCAUCGCUUCUGAAGACAUCAAAAGUCAUCUUUACCAUGUUUCGACUUUCCAAUCCCUCCAUGAUGCUGCCUCCAAUAUCUCUACCAGCAUCUGUCAUGCCGCUACUGAGCUGAAACAACUUCCUAGUUACGAUCCAACAGUUUUUAUCAUCAGACUGGUGGUCCUGCUGCUGACUCUGCUGAUCUUCAGCUCGCUGAUUUUCUACACCCAUAAGACCACCAGGGGGAAGCAGAGAGCCCAACAGAAUGACACGGAGCUGGAUUAUUACAAUCUCGGUGUUGGAGGUGUUCCGGAAGCGUCACCAUGAUGCUUUGAAGUGGUGGUGAAGGCAAUUAACAGAAAAAUAUUGACCUCGAUUAUAAAUCAAUCAGAAUAACUGUAACCAGCUAACUGCUAAUUUAUCUUGUGUGAAUUAAAUGCAGUCUAUUGAUUAUUGUUUUUAUAUUUUGGGCUUAAUGCCAUUGUAUAAUCUUUUAUAAUCCCUACAAUGUCGCUAUGAAAGUUGUUACAGUUUUGUGAAUGUUUGUGCGAUGAAAUUCAGCCAUUUGACUCCAUCUACCUCUGAGAUUUCCUUGAAUUUCCCAAGUUAGAGUCACACUGCUGAACUGAUUUCCAGUCUGUUACUGGUCCACUUGAUGGAAAAGUUUAAAUUUAGCAAUCAAGGGACAACUUUCUUAUGAUUACAAAGCUCAUUUCACUGCAAUGUUGCAGCUUAAAUGUAAAUAUAAACCAAGAAACCAGAUAACCAAACUUAGUGAUGGGUAGAUGUCGUGUAUCGUUUCGACCCAUAGCAAAGCUGUGUCGAUUCUGUCUCGAUACUGUGUCACUGAAUACUGACACCUGCUGGACAUUAAAAAUUCCGACAGGCAACGUAGUGAUUUGAUGACCUAGUCCAUACAAUAAGACUAUGGACUAGGUUCAUAAUAC